Pistacia vera is the source of this 2928-nucleotide messenger RNA. Its product is annotated as receptor-like protein EIX2. Gene Ontology annotation, molecular function: protein binding. The transcript has 2 exons. The record is from RefSeq and is a predicted model, not a curated record. Lineage: Eukaryota; Viridiplantae; Streptophyta; Magnoliopsida; Sapindales; Anacardiaceae.
AUGGCGAGUGACAAUAUCUCUAUCAAAGUUCUUCUUCUUGUAAUAGUAAUACUGGCUUCUUCCUUACUCAGUUUCUGUAAUAGCACUCAAGCAACGAGAAGUUGCAUGGAAAUCGAGAGAAAAGCUCUUAUCAACUUCAAGAAAGGUCUCACCGAUCCUUCACUUCGCCUAUCUUCAUGGGUUGGCCAAGACUGCUGCAGCUGGGAUGGCGUGAAAUGCAGCAACAAGAGUGGACGCGUCAUCAUGCUUCAACUUCGCAACAAGUAUUCAGGUCCCGAUGGUGAUGGAGCUGCAUAUGGUUUAGGAGGUAAGAUAAACCAUUCUUUACUUGAUUUGAAGAAUUUGACAUUCUUGGACCUGAGCAUGAAUAAUUUUGAAGGGAUCCCAAUCCCAGAAUUUAUCGGAUCAUUUAAAAGAUUGAGAUAUCUCAAUCUCUCAUGUUCAUCCUUUGGUGGAACUAUACCUCCAACUCUGGGAAAUCUUUCAAACUUGCUCUAUCUAGAUCUCAGCACUUACACUGUUGAAUCAAAUGAGAAUGAUUUACACUGGUUGUCAAGUCUUUCUUCUUUGAAACACCUAAAUCUGGGAAAUAUUGAUCUCAGCAAGGCUAAAAGUUAUUGGCUUCAUGUUGUUAACAUGCUUCCAUCACUUCUGGAAUUUCAUCUACCGGCUUGUGGACUUACUAGUCUUCCUCUUUCUCUUCCGUUUGUCAACCUUUCAUCUCUUUCUGUACUUGAUAUCUCCAACAACGGCAUCAUGUCCCCAAUACCCACCUAGCUUUUCAACUUAACUAGUCUCUUUUAUGUUGACCUCAGCUCUAACCAGUUCCAGGGUCAAGUUCCCGAGGAGUUUGCGGAAAUGAAUUCCGUUCAAUACAUUGAUUUGUCUGCUCAGAAUUCAUUUCUCAAUGGUAAGUUGACAGGAAAGCUUGGUACUCUCUGCAACUUGCGCGUGCUCGAUCUGUCUUUGAACAAUAUUAAUGGCGAGUUAAUCGAAUUCACUGAUGGCCUGUCAAACUGCACCAAUUACUCUAAUUUGGAGUAUUUACAUUUGGGUUAUAAUAAACUGGGUGGGUUUCUUCCUGAUUCUUUAGGUCACUUGAGGAACUUGAAAGAUCUUCUACUUAUGGGAAACUCAUUUUCGGGUUCCAUCCCGCAAUCCGUUGGAAAUCUGUCAUCCCUGGAAGAAUUGUGGCUCUCCGAAAAUGGGAUGAAAGGAACAAUUCCUGCAAGUCUAGGACAACUAUCAUCAUUAGUUGUAUUAAAUACAGAAAACAAUCAAUGGGAGUGUGUCGUAACAGAAGCUCAUUUUUCAAACCUCACAAGCUUAAAGGAGUUGUCCAUUGUUCAGAAAUUCAAUAACAUGACCUUAGUUUUCAAUGUCAGUUCUGAGUGGAUUCCACCUUUCAAACUCACACUUCUUCGCCUGAAAAAUUGUCUAUUGGGUCUUGAAUUUUCCCUGUGGCUGAGAAACCAAAAUGAACUACAGCAUGUAGCUCUUUGCCAGGCCAAUAUUUCAGGCACCGUACCCCGGUGGUUUUGGGAGAUGGAUUUGUUUCUGGAACGACUGGAUUUGAGUAAUAAUCAAUUCACUGAUACGGUGCCCAACACAAUAAAGUUCAGUCCUCAAGCUGUAGUUUUCUUGAAUGCUAACCGCUUUACAGGGCCUUUGCCACUAUUAUCAUCCAAUGUGAGUUCUUUCCAUUUGGAUCAUAAUCUUUUUUCUGGACCGAUUCCUCCGGACAUCGGUGAACGCAUGCCCCUGUUGACAGAUUUAGAUCUCUCUUUCAACUCUCUCAAUGGUGCCAUUCCCCUGUCAAUUGGGAAACUAAGUUUUUUGCUCACGCUUGUUCUCUCCGAUAAUCAUUUGACUGGAAAAAUCCCAAAUUUUUGGGAUAAUCUAUCAGGUGUCUAUGUUACAGGCCUAUCAAACAACAAUUUAUCGGGUGGGAUACCUCCGUCAUUGGGUGCUACAUCAUGCCUAUUCUUAAUGCUGAGCAACAACAAUUUAUCCGGAGAAAUACCUUCCACUUUUCAGAACAACACAGGCAUCAAAACUCUUGAUGUUGGAGACAAUUACCUCUCAGGUAAGGUUCCAACAUGGAUAGGAGAAAUGCUACCAUCUUUGUUGAUUUUGCGUCUUCGAUCGAACUUGUUUUCAGGAAACCUUUCCUCACUACAAUUGUGCAAUCUCUCGUCUCUUCAUCUCUUAGACCUUGCACAUAACAAUGUUUCAGGAUCCAUUCCCUUGUGUUUUGGGAAUUUGAGUGGCAUGGCAUCUGAUCUCGAAGAUGAACGUUAUGAAGGGCAGUUGCUGAUGGCAACCAAAGGGAGAGAAUAAUUGUAUAGGGAUACUCUCUAUCUCGUCAAUAGCAUUGAUCUUUCUUGCAACAACCUAUACGGAGAGGUGCAUGAUUUGACAAAUCUUUCAAGACUGCAAAUCUUGAACUUGUCUAUGAACCAUUUGACAGGAAAUAUACCAGAGAGCAUCGGCAGCUUGAAAUAUUUGGAAACUCUAGACCUCUUCCAGAAUCAAUUUUAUGGUGUCAUUCCACCAAGCCUGACUGCUUCAACUUUCCUAACCCAUUUGAACCUAUCAUACAACAAUCUCUCAGGAGAAAUCCCAUCAACCAACCAAUUCUUGACUCUCAAUGAUCCAUCUAUUUACCAGGGCAAUCCUGCUCUUUGUGGCUCUCCACUCUCCAAGUGCGGCAAAGACAACAAUGAAAAAUCUCAUCAAUUCCCCGGCGACAGCAAUGAAGAUGGCGAUAGCAUUGAAAAGCUCUUGUUUUACUACACCAUGGUUCUGGGAUUCCUCGUUGGCUUCUGGGGAGUUUGUGGAUCAUUGAUAAUGAAGAAGUCUUGGAGGGUUGCCUACUUCAAAUUUGUAGAUGACAUGAAAGAUAAGCUCGUCUUAUUUGUCUUGUGA